Hemisphaericaspora subhashii is the source of this 969-nucleotide messenger RNA. RefSeq names its product Arg11p (gene ARG11). The transcript has a single exon. Gene Ontology annotation, biological process: mitochondrial L-ornithine transmembrane transport. Bases 1 to 969 code for a protein of 322 amino acids. The record is from RefSeq and is a predicted model, not a curated record. Gene Ontology annotation, molecular function: L-ornithine transmembrane transporter activity. NCBI's taxonomy places the organism in Eukaryota, Fungi, Ascomycota, Pichiomycetes, Serinales, Debaryomycetaceae.
AUGGAAGUCACAUCCUCGACUUCAAUAGUGGAUAUCCCACUCCCGCAAGAUAUAAAACCCAAACAUGAACAUAUGCAUCCAAUUAAAGAAAUUUCCAUCGGGGCUAUUUCUGGUAUGAUUGGUAAAUUAGUUGAAUUCCCCUUCGAUACUAUAAAAGUCAGAUUACAAUCCUCAAAUUCCUUGCAUCGAAUCUCCACCUAUCACAUGAUAAAACUGACAUAUCAAAAUGAAGGGUUCUUUAAUGGAUUUUAUAAAGGAUUGAAAGCACCUUUAGUUGGAGCUUGUUUGGAGACUUCAAUCUUGUUUACUAGUUAUAAUUUUGCAUCUACCGUAUUGGUAAAUACACUUAAAGAUCAAGCUCAAUCUACGAAAUAUCAUACUGAGAGUUUACCAUUCUGGUCAAAAUGUGUUGCUGGGGGGUUUGCAGGUUUAAUGGCAUCAUUUAUAUUGACACCGGUAGAACUCAUAAAAUGUCAAUUACAAGUAGCUAAUUUGGUAUCCCAUGACAAAAGUUCAGCAACGUAUACUUCAUUAAUUAAAUCUACGAUAAGAGAAAAAGGUAUUUCUGGAUUGUUUAAUGGAUUAUCAUCGACUGUAACUAGAGAAGUCAUAGGAACAUCAAUUUGGUUUGGGACUUAUGAAUAUAUUAAUGAUUAUUAUAAAAAAGCCAAAGAUCCAUGGAUUAAGAAUGAAAAUAUACAAUUAUUGUUAAGCGGGGCCAUGGCCGGGGUGACGUUUAACUUAUCGAUGUUUCCUGUGGAUACUAUUAAAUCCAAUAUUCAAACACAUGGAAUGUUUAAUACUGGUCUGAAACGUAGUGCUGGGUUUUGGUCUAUAGCAAAAUAUCUUCUUGCAAAAAAUGGUGGGAUUCGGAAUUUGUAUAAUGGGUUAGGAAUUACUAUGAUACGGUGUAUUCCAGCAAAUGCAUUAAUCUUUUAUAGUUAUGAAGUAUUGAAAAGAAACUUCUAA